CUUACGAGGGGAGCCGGGGAUUGCACAAAGCUUCCCCGGCCAUCUGCGCUUUGGGGGCCGGCGGCGCAGAGGUUGCCUGCCGGGCUGGGGGUGUUUGGGGAGGGAGGGGGGGGGGGGGUAUUUGGGGGGGUGGUGGUGGUGGGGGGGGUUCCCCCCAACCCCGAAGUUCACUGCUCUACCGGGAGCCCCGCACCGCAGAGCUCCCUCCCGGUGCAGCCUGCUAAUGAACUCUCCCUUUGCCCUGACCAUGAAAGAGAGAGGAGACCUCACGUAGCAGCAUGGCUUGCAGCUGAAGGCUUUGGGAACUUGAUGCUCAGUUGCCAAAAGGCAGAGUCAGACAGAAAUCCUCACCACCACUGCAAGAAGCAGAGGGAGAAGCAGCAAGACCAGCGCUGCUCCUGUCAACCCACUGACCACCCAGCGUCCUGCUGGGACCACUGCGGAUCUUGCCACCCACCGUGUUUAUGUUGACGCAACCACCCUUUGGGAGAAAGGAAUUUUAGCUCCAAAGAGUCCCUCUUGUCAGCGUUGUACUGAUGACCAGAUGCUACAUUUAUUUUAUGUAUUAAUGUUCAAAGGCCCCAAUAAUUAUUUAAGGCAGACCACAGUUUAAGGCACUUUCCACGGCGACGCAUUUGCGGCAGACAAGAAGGUUGAGGAAAACCUGAUCCAGCACCAUCUCACGGCCUCUCCAAUUUGCUCCUAUCAAAUUUCAUCAGCGACUCAGAACUUGAUCUUUCUAUUGAUUGACUGGAGUCACCUCUAGAUAUUUUCAUGCUGAUUUGGAAGCCCUUUCAUACAACAAAAGGGGGGAAAAAUGAGGUUAAGGAAGAUUUUUGACCACUGAUCAGCAACGCCGGCCAAAACUUUCCCAAUCGAGUGAUUUGCAAAGUUGGCUUCUGUGCCGAGAGAAACUUUCCACAUCCAAAUACAGCGUGCAGAGUGGGAUCAUUCCUCUGAUUGUCUGGAUCUCCUUCGACUGGAUCAUUUUUAGAUGAGGAGUUUCCAUGCUGAUCCUGAGAGCAACCCCUAGCCCAGUAGCUGCCUUCCUCGGGACUCUCGGCACUGCCCUCGCCCAGGGAUCCCGCACUUGGCCGCAGCUGCCAUGCUCUACCUGGUUGCUCUCCUCUUGCACUGUCUCCCCUUGGCCAUGGGACAGUAUGACAUUUGCAAGUCCUGGGUGACCACGGACGAUGGCCCGUCAUGGGAGUUUUAUGCUUGUCAACCCAAGGCCAUGCGGAUGAAGGAUUAUGUGACGGUACGGGUGGAUCCAGCAGGAAUCACUUGUGGGGACCCGCCGGAGAGGUUCUGCACCCAUGAGAACCCGUACCUGUGCAGCGACGAGUGCGAUGCCUCCAACCCGGACCUGGCCCACCCGCCGAAACUCAUGUUCGACAGCGAGGACGAAGGGCUGGCCACGUACUGGCAGAGCGUGACGUGGCGCCGGUACCCGGAGCCGCUGCUGGCCAACAUCACGCUGUCCUGGAACAAGAGCAUCGAGCUGACAGAUGACAUCGUGAUAACCUUCGAGUACGGCCGACCCACCAUCAUGAUGCUGGAGAAGUCGCUGGACAACGGGAGGACUUGGCACCCGUACCAAUAUUACGCAGAUGACUGCAUGGAGGCCUUCAGCAUGCCAGCACGGAGGGUCCGGGACCUCUCCACCACCAGUGCCAACAGGGUCCUCUGCACAGAGGAGUAUUCCCGCUGGGCGGGCUCCAAAAAAGAGAAGACCGUCCGGUUCGAGGUGAGGGACCGCUUUGCCAUCUUUGCUGGCCCUGACCUCAAGAACAUGGACAACUUGUACACCCGGCUGGAGAGCGCCAAAGGGCUCAAGGACUUCUUUACCGUGACCGACCUGCGGAUGAGACUGCUGAGACCGGCCCUGGGGGGCACCUACGUGCAGAGGGAGAACUUGUACAAGUACUUCUAUGCCGUCUCCAACAUUGAAGUCACCGGCAGGUGUAAAUGCAACCUCCACGCUAACCUGUGCACCUUCAAAGAGGGCAGCCUUCAGUGCGAGUGCGAGCACAACACCACGGGGCAGGACUGCGGCAAGUGCAAGAAGAACUUUCGCUCCAGGUCUUGGCGAGCAGGAUCCUACCUGCCUCUCCCCAACGGGUCCCCCAAUGCAUGUGCAGCUGCAGGCUCAGCCUUUGGCACAUAUGAGCGACCGCAGCGGGUUACCACCGCCAAAACCACCACCGCAAAAACGACCACCACAACAACGCCCACCGCCACCACCACCACCUCAACCACCACCACCACCACCAUAGCCGCCACCACCACCACCACCACCACCACCACCACCACCCCCCUACCUGCCACCACGACCCAGCCAGCAAGCAUCAUCAGACCAGCCUCUGAGUUCACUGCCUCUGUGCCUGUGAGAGAAACGCAGAAAGAAACAGACUACACCGGUUUGUCGGCGGCUGCCCCGCUGCAAGUGGGCUCUCCCCUGGCCAAGGCUGGCCCAGGAGCAGAAGCUGUUCAGCGCCCACCAAACACAGCAGCACUUGGACCCAAGGCGAAGCCACCAGACCCUCCUGAGAACAUUCGAGCGGCUCCGAAGAGCAAAGCAGGGCGCACAGCACACUCUGCAGGCAAGAGGCACGGGAAGAAGCCAGCAUCCUCAAAGAGCUCAAAACUCAUCCGGCUCAAACCAGACUCUGGCCCAGUGGCUCCUAUUGAAACAUAUAAAGACUGCGAGUGCUACGGCCACUCCAACCGCUGCAGCUACAUCGACUUCCUAAACGUCGUGACCUGCGUGAGCUGCAAGCACAACACGAGGGGCCAGCACUGCCAGCACUGCCGCCUGGGCUUCUACCGCAACAGCUCGGCGGAGCUGGAUGACGAGAAUGUAUGCAUAGAAUGUAACUGCAACCAGAUCGGCUCCAUGCACGACCGCUGCAACGAGACCGGCUACUGUGAAUGCAAAGAGGGAGCCACGGGGCCCAAGUGCGACGACUGCUUGCCCAACUACUACUGGAGACAGGGCUGCUUCCCCAACGUCUGCGACGACGAGCUCCUGCUCUGCCAGAACGGCGGCACCUGCUACCAGAACCAGCGCUGCGUCUGCCCCGUGGGCUUCAAGGGGGUCCUGUGCCAGCAAUCCAGGUGCGAAGCCGACAAAAAGGACUGCGACGGUGCCGCCAGCGUGCACGGCAGCCUCGGCACCGUCCUCCUCGGGGCGCUUGCCCUCCAGCUGCGCGGCUGGGUGGACCUCUGAAGCCGCAGAGGAGGGAGCCCAGCCCAGGCGCGUCACCCGAGGGACCCGGGGAGACUAAGGUAACGGGUGGCUCUCCCCACCGUCUCCUCCGCCUUCCUUCACGCUAGGACUUGCACAACGUCUUUCGGUCCACUUUCCAAGCAGAGAGGUAUGCAGAAAAUCAGGGGCUGACUCCCGGCCACGAAUCCAUCCCGGCGGCAGCCGGGGUGGCCGCAGCGCAGAGCCGGGCGCCGAGCAGCGGCGCGGGGACUGCACCAGCCUGUGCCGGGGCCGUGGUCCCGCAGCCCAGCGGGGACACGGGGCCCGUCCUUCCCUCCACGCAGCGACUCUCCUUCCCUGCUCCGCACAGGGCAACCUGGGGCCGGGGCCACCGGGGCCCUGGUGAAACAGUGCCGCGAUCCAAGGGAGAUUUUUUUUAUUAUUACUUUAUUUACUUUGGUAUAGGCUGGGGUGUUCUUUUUAUUUUUCCUCUUCUUAGUGUCCUGUUUCGAAAGAGACUGUCAUGACAACUCCAGAGCCCCAUAACACAACAGGCAGGGGAAGGGGAGGGAGGGAAGGGGGGACUCUGGUCCAUCCUUGCUGCAUAGUCCCACGUCCCACCAUCGGCCUGGCCUGGCCACGCACAUACUGUUGCCUACAACUCUAGUUGCUGCAUUGAUUUUGUAUUUUCAUUGCUGGGUUUUGUUUUCUUGCACUUACGGAGAAUGCAAGGGCCAUCAGGCAUAUGGUAUGUGAGGAGUGCAGUGUCUUAUCCACACAUGUCCGUAUAGUGUACGGUUCGAAUACUUUUUUUGGUAGAGACUUAUUUUUGUUUGGAUUAAAUGUUAUCAAAGAACCACAACUUAAAGGGACAUUUUGCCAUGAGCAUUUGAUUCUGGUGUAUCCUCCUCCAGUAAAGCAACUAUUAAUGGCUGCUUGAUCACCACGUUUUCCUUUUUGUGUGCACAGUUAAUUACAGGUAAAGACUUAUUUUUUUGAUUCAUAAUGUCCUCUUGUGUUUUCUGAGUCACUACCAAGCUGCACCACAUGGUGAGGGAGAGGGGUGGGAAAGAGAGGUUGCCUCAUCGCUGAGAGCUGUUAAUUAUUUCUCCUAAUUACUCUGCUGAAUCUAGGUUAGACUACUAACUGUAGACAAUGAACAAAGCCUGAGUGAUAUAUUAAGCUCUGGUCUCGUGUGAAAAGGCCAUUUCCAAAUGAGCCUGCGGCAGCAGAAGGCUGGGUAGUCCAAGGAUGCUGCCCCAGGGGGACCUCAGCUGUCCAGUCCCAUUGCAGCCCCCCCCCCCCCCCCCCCCGCCCCGAGCUGGUGCCAUGAUGCACCUUUGCAGAAAAAAGCUGUUUAUUUUGAGUAUUUUUCAGCAGCCACAGCCUGGAACUUCAGUACAGAGCUCAUAGGGACUAGAUCAACUCAUUUAAGGCUCAUAAGCAUGCCCCUAUCUGAGGAAGCGUUUGCAGUCAAGCACACAAACGAAGGCAGGCAAAACCAGACACAAGAGAAUGACAGGAAUGUCAUGAACACAAGAGCUUUAAUUUCGUCGUGUCCAAAGAUUUACCAAGCCAGGAGCUGAUCGAGUGGAGGAGUAGAAGACGGGAGACACCCCCCACCUCCAGCUCGUUCAGUUCUGGGCUAGUUUUCUGGAGAAGGUGAGCAGCCCUUGGUCACCAUCCCAGCUCUACACAGCUCCCUGAGCCAGCCCAGGAACCCCAACACAAUCCAGGCUUGAGCCUCCACUGGCAUUUCCAGGUCUGGUGUCCUUGCCAGAGUUCUAUUCUACCCCAAGAGCUUCUCUACCAACAUCUGUUCUGUUUCAGCACUGCACCUCCAUGGUCCCGUCCCUACAGCCCAUCCUGCUCAGGGGGGCCUCUGCUGAGAGCAGCCCACAUUUCAAAAGUGCAAGAGCCUGUGUCCUCCAGCCUAACAUUGCAGAUACUGCGUACGCAGCCAGUGCCCCCGAAAUGCAGCCACCCCCACGGAGAGGGGGACAGCGAGCUUGUACCUUGAAAAAGGAGAAAAAAACAGCAGCGAAGGUGCAGGAUGGAUAUUGUCGCUUCAAAGAGCAACACAAAUCUGGUGCACAUUUUGAGCAGCAUUUAACAUCACAGGGGCAGGUCAUAGGGCUUAGUUAAUCCACCAUAAAAUAAGUGAGGGUUAAACUCACCCUGCUGAGAUUUGAUCUUUGAGGGAGUGGGCUGGCACAAGCAUUGCCUCCCUUUCUUUAAUGCAGCCAGUUGCUGUCUGUUGGUAUUGACACUCGCUCUUUCUUUGUACUUUCCGACUGCAACAGAUUUAAAAUCCUCAUACGUUACUGUUCAUAUAAGUAAUAGCAUAGAAAAGACUGUAACAAGAUCAAGAUCUCUAAUGGCACUUCUGGAAGGUGAAGCAACAUUCUCCUUUCCCCGCGCUAGUGUUUUUCUCUGGAAUAUUAGAUUAAGCAACAGAAAAUUUACUACUUCAUAAAGCCGUAUCCCAGGCAAACUCUGCACCCAGCAGAUUCCCUGUAAACACACACUGCUAUUGCGAUGCAAGCAGGAACGUGCCAAGCAGCAGCACCGAAUUCCCAUAGAAAAUAAUCUCAGAAGAGCACAACAAACUCAGAACAGCCCAGGAAUGAAGAGUGCUGAAGGUGGUAGACCAUUGCACUAGACCUUUUUAGAUUUGGGGGAUUUUCUCUUGGUUGAUUGGGGUUGGUUGGUUGGAUUUAGGGUUUUGUUUGUCUAAGCUAAAACAUCACUGGCUUCCUAACUCAGCUCCAGAGAUGGUACCACCGCCCUGUGAACCCAGAAUACCAGUAAUGUUCAGUCCUGGACCUUCUUUAACCAAAGCCCAAUGAAUAGUUCUGUAACUUCAACCAGAAGUGGAAAAUUGUGGUGCCAACCCUCCUGCAGCUAUGCCAAAGGACACCU
Messenger RNA from Aquila chrysaetos chrysaetos, 6130 nucleotides. It is a transcript of the gene NTNG2, whose product is annotated as netrin G2. The coding region runs from base 1106 to 3229 and encodes 707 amino acids. The record is from RefSeq and is a predicted model, not a curated record. The transcript is spliced from 14 exons. Lineage: Eukaryota; Metazoa; Chordata; Aves; Accipitriformes; Accipitridae.